CAAUUGAUUGACACGGAAAGGAAUCAGAUUCCUUAGAGCACGAGGAGGGGUUGAUGGUGCCUUAGAAGGCCUCUUGGAGUGCUCAAAAAGCUACACACACAUCACUAUUCCUAUAAACAAUGGACAACCAAGUAAAGUAAACAAAAUUAUGCAACUUUCUUCAAACCAUUGGCACCAUAAGAAGGAUCAAAAUUCACAUUUUGUUGACAUAGUUUUCAAUUGAAAUUUCUCUCUCUUUAUUCUGAAUGGGACUCACAGCACUGAAGGCAGAGAAUCUGAAGCCAGUAAUCCUCCUCAAAGCUGGUGUUCCCUUGGCUGUAUCUUUGGCUGGUUUGAUCUAUGCAUGGAUUGUUGCAAAGAAAAACUUAUCUACCAAAGUUUUUUCUUCACCAGAAAAAGAGUGUGUUUCUCCAAAAAUCACUUGUCAUCAAGGAACAAAACAUGAAGAAAGCUUUCUUCACAAUCUUUCUUCUAUUAAAUAUGAAGAAUCAUCAUUUUCUCCCAUGAAUAGCAGUGUUCUUUCUGGGAGCUUGGUGAUCCAUGAUCACAACAACUGUUGUUUGGAACAAGAGAUCACUAGCCUAAGAAGCCAAAUUGAAGGACUUCAAAUGAGGGAAUUGGCCUUGCGUUUGCAGUUUGAGCUGUAUUGUGAAAUGAAGGAACAAGAAUCUUUGCUUCUAGAUGUCAAAAACAUGUUGUCUUUGGAGAAUGAUCGCGCUGAGUUCUUGAGUAAAGAGAUUUCGUCGAUAGAGACCGAGACUAAGAGGUUGGAGAGUUUUGUAGUCCAAUACAUGAGUGUUGUUGAAGAGCAUCAAUAUUGGAAAUCACAGAAUAGGGUGCUUCAAAGGAGGGUUCAAAGGCUACUUAGGGACUCAAAGGCCAAAUCUCGUUUGAUAAAGUGUCAGGCUUUGAAGAUCAAAGAGAAAGAAGAAGAGAUAUUGAGAAACCAUGAUGCCUUGCAAACAAGGGUAUGUGUUAUUAACAAGUUAGAGGGUGAAAUCAUGGAGCUACAAAGGAUUUUGGAACAAUUGGAGGAUGAGAAGGACGAGGUUGUGAAGAAGCUUGAAACCGCAGAAGCGUAUGCAUCUAAGUUAGACAAGGAAAAGAUGCAUAGAAAACCUUUGAAAUACUAUUUGGAGGUUGAAUCAAGAGAUGUGAAUAAGGAGGACUACACCAAGGUUCUCAGUGAAUUGGAGGAAAUCAAGAAGGAUCGCGCAACUGAAAUUGAAGAGCUGAUUCAUCUGAGGAGGGUCAAUGCUUGCUUAAGGGAAGAGUUGAUGAGGCACUAUGAAGAACAACAUGAGCAAGAUAGAGAUCAUGAAGAAGUGGAAUUUGAAGGAGGCUUAGGAGUUGUGAAAUAUGAGUCAGAGCAUGAAUUGCAUCAUUCCCUUUUGGAGCAUCAAAAUGGUUCUUCUGCUCAUGGUGAUCAUGCUGCUUCCAAAAGGAGAAAGUUGCUUAAGAGGCUCAAGAGGUGGGUUGAAGGAAGUGAAAAGGUAAGAGUGAAGCCUGAAAUAAAGUGCCUUGAUAUGCAUUCUGGUUCCUAUGGAUCAAAGAAACCACAAGUUCCUCCAAGUGUAAGGUUCUGCUCUAGUGCUUGAAUCAAAAUACCAUAGCAACUCUUCCCUUUAAAAAAAAGUCAAAAGGUAAUUAGACCAAGUCAUGAUCAUAGUAGAACAAAACUUAGAUACAGUUUCUUUUAAGUAUUUUUAUGUUGUUUUUCAAUCAGAAUUGGUGUUUCGAAAAUAAGACUUUGAUUGAAAAACAGCACAAAAGAAACACCUUAAGAACUGGCUCUAAGUUUUGACCAUCACAAUAUAGCAAUUGAUACUAGACAAAUAAAGAAACUUGGAUGUUGGUUUAGAAGCAGUGACACUGAGUUUGUUGCAAAAUAAAUGGUGACGCCAUUUCAUAAUAAUUUGUACAUUUCUGCAAGGCAUUCGGACUUUAUUAAACAAAUGAGUCGUUUUCAUUAA
Messenger RNA from Glycine soja, 1973 nucleotides. RefSeq names its product protein CHUP1, chloroplastic-like. The coding region runs from base 246 to 1598 and encodes 450 amino acids. NCBI's taxonomy places the organism in Eukaryota, Viridiplantae, Streptophyta, Magnoliopsida, Fabales, Fabaceae. The record is from RefSeq and is a predicted model, not a curated record. The transcript has a single exon. Gene Ontology annotation, cellular component: chloroplast outer membrane. Gene Ontology annotation, biological process: chloroplast organization.